AAAGGAGCAGCAGCUGCUGUGACGCUGGUGCCCACUAAAACGGUACCUGCGGCAGGUAGUUCAUCCACGGCACAAAUAUCGCUAAUCUCGAAAUCCCGUGCUCCUGUUAUACUGAGCAAGGCGGCUGUCGAGAAAAUCCGCUUCAAAUUUAGCCAGGUGCAAGCGCAGGCCAACUCAGGUGCGCUCAUUCUGACCAAGGCGUUCAAGGGCAGCACAAGCAACACCAACACCAAUAACAUAAUUGCUAGACCUGCACAGGAGAGUAGUGCAGUCAGUCAACAGUCAGCCACGGUUAUUGCCACGUCGAAACCCAUUUCGAUUCCCGUAUCCGUACCCGUACCCACACCCAUACCAAUGCCCACUCCCAUGCCGAUGCCAAUGGCAAUGGCAACGCCAAUGUCCACAAAUGCCACCACAAAUGUUGUGCUACCUGAACUCAAGAUUAGCGCAUUGCCAGCUGCUGUGCAUUUGAAUGGCGCCAAGAUCAUGCAGGUACAAGGAGGCACAUUGACGGUGGUCAUGCCACCUUUAACGCCAGCUCCAACGAUGGCCACGACCCCAACAAACCAGGAACAAGAUGCGCCAGCCAAAUUGCAGCGUUCCAAGUCAUUGGCGGGCAAUGAUGAGAACGAUGCGGCGGAUUCAAGUCAACAAAGCAAUUCUACAGAGCGACGACAUUCGGUGGCCAUAAUGUCCAAGGAGGUGGAUGUGGAGGAGCAGCCAAAAACAAUCGAAACCAUAACCAUAGAUGAUGACAGCGAGGAGGAGGUGGAGCAGCAGCAGCAACAGCAGCAUCAGGUUGUGAAGAAGCAAGAGACUGUGCAGCAAGCGCAGCAGCCACAAGAGCAACUGCAACAAGAGAUGCCAUCAGCACAAACGUCCAGAAAGAGCUCAACUGCGAGUCGCAGCAGCAUUGCCAGUGUGGCAAGUGUGGCAAGCAGCAGCAGCGUGGAGAUGAUAAUGCCAACUGCAGCUAUUCAGCCAGAGCAGCAGCAACCACAACUGAAACAGCCGGAGCAGCCGGAGCAACUAGCGCAACAGAAUACACCCAUGAUAAGCAUUGUUAAAGCUGAAUCUCUGUCCGUGUCCAAAGAGGAGUUCGAGAAAUCUCUGCACUGCACCGAAAAGGUUGAUCCCAAUUCACCGCCCGUCAAUGCCAAAAGCAGAGCAUCGACAACCAAUCAGACUUCUUCGGGCACCAUCACACUGACGCCCAUUUCUCGACUCCAGAGCCAGAGCAAUGGUGUGGAUCACAAACCAGCUGCUGUCGCCAGCAACUUUAAGCGGAACAUGCAACUCAACUUUGGCAUGCUACGCUGGCGGGAACAGCAACCAGGCACACUCCAGAACUCCACCAUGCGCUUCGAGCUCAAUCAGUUCAGUUUGCUGCAACUGUCGGAGCGUUGCGAGGGUCGCAAGGGUCCCGCCAAUUACUUCGAGCGUGCGCUAUUCGAUCGUCCUGGACGUAGGCCCAACAGCAGCUCCCAUCCUCUGCUCUAUUUGUGCUCCCGCUGCAAUUGUCAUGGACCCGCCUCCGAUUUCUUGGCGCCACGUUUCUGUUCCAUUUGUUGUGUGCGACGUGCGCAUAAACGUCGUCAGCCAAAUGCACCCAACAAUGCGACAGAGAGCAAGAUGAGUCGACAGGAUGCAAAGAUUAGCAAUGGACAUGUGAAGCAGCAGCCACAGCAGCAGCAACAACAACAGCAACAACAGCAGCAGCAGCAACAACAACAACAUUCACGUGAAAGGGAACGAGACAGGGAAAGGGAGCGGGAACGUGAUCGUGAUCGGGCCAAGACAAUGACAGCGUUAACGACAACGGCAUUAAAGCGUCAAUUCCGCUGGACAGAGUAUCUCAAGGUAGUGGGCAUUGGCCUCGCAGCACCCAUACAUCUCUUCCUGAAUCCAUUUCCCAUCAGUCCCAAUUGCUUUGAGCGUGGCAUGAAACUGGAGGCAAUCGAUCCCGAGAAUUGUUCGCUCUUCUGCGUCUGCACGAUUGUGGAGGUGCGUGGAUAUCGAUUAAAGCUCAACUUUGAUGGCUAUGCCAGCAUGUAUGACUUUUGGGUAAAUGCCGAUUCCAUGGAUAUCUUUCCACCUGGCUGGUGUGCACGUACAUCGCGCAUAUUGCAAGCACCCAAGGGAUAUUGUCCGGAUCGCUUCACCUGGUAUCGUUACCUGGUGAAGACGAAUUCGAAGGCAGCGCCAUUGGCAUUGUUCACCCAUCUGAAUGAGCAAUCGCAGUCGCGUGUCAAUGGCUUCCAGGUGGGCAUGCAUCUGGAGGCCGAGGAUUUGAAUGAUACGGGCAAGAUUUGUGUGGCGACUGUUGCGGAUAUAUUGGAUGAGCGCAUACGCGUCCAUUUCGAUGGCUGGGAUGAUUGCUACGAUUUUUGGGUGCACGUGAAUUCGCCAUAUAUUCAUCCUUGCAGUUGGCACGAAGGACGCCAACAGUUAAUUGUGCCACCGGAUUAUCAGAAUGUCGCCUUCAAUUGGCCGGAUUACAUUGCCGAAGUGGGCGGCGUUGCGGCGCCCGCUCAACUGUUUGCACCUCGCGAGCCCAUGGAGUUCCAGGCGCGCAUGAAGCUCGAGGUGGUCGAUCAACGGAAUCCCUGCCUCAUCCGACCGGCAACAGUCAUCACACGGAAAGGGUAUCGCGUGCAAAUCCACUUGGACUGCUGGCCAUCGGAGUACUACUUUUGGCUGGAGGACGAUAGUCCAGAUCUGCAUCCCAUUGGCUGGUGUGAGGCCACCUCACAUGAGCUGGAGACUCCGCCGGGCUUCCGGCAACGCCCCUCUCAAAUGCCCUGCGACGUGGAGGGCUGUAGGGGCUUUGGUAACGCCAAACGCUUCAAUCUCAAUGUACACGCUCUACGGGAUUGCUGUCCCUAUGCGCCCGAGAACUGGCGACAGUGGCGUGCCAAGACGGUGAAGCCACCUCGUGUUCUUCCCGAGCAUAUCAAGCAAACAAAGUCGCCCAGCUCGUCGUCUGCUAAGGAAUCCUCGCCCCUCUUGCUGUCACGCUUGAGCAGCACAAAGCCAACCACGGGGAAGGCUAAAUCGCGUGUUAAAACAGAGAAAUCGCGGCUUAGCUUAGACUCCGAGCCUAAGCCAAAGUUGAAGCGGGAAGAUCACAAGCCAUCAUCUAUAGAGAUAAAGCAAGAGGACAAGGAGCAAGUUCCUGUGCAACGUGAGACUGCUACAGUGAAUUCCCUCUGCCUAGCCAUUGCCAAGCCCAUUGUAGAGGAGUAUGGACCACAAUUCGCUCGGAAUUAUCGUUUGUGGCAGAAGAACAGCGACUUUGAUAUGGGUCAACUAAAGAGUAAUCCACUGUAUUGGACCAACUGGGAUGUCUAUGAGUUUGUGGAGCGUGCCCUGAAGUCUUCCAACAUUGCACAAAUGCUCUUCGAUGAGGAAAUCGAUGGACGCGCCUUGCUGAUGAUGGGACGCAAAGAUUUGGCCACAUAUUUCAAUCUGAAAGUGGGUCCGACUGUCAAACUCUUCUCGCUGAUUGUUAAUCUGAGGAUUGCGGUUGCAUGCAAGUUUAAGACAACACAGACGGGUCUGAACUACAAACGUUCCAAGAUGUCGAUGCCAAAUAAAGAAGGAAUCAGCUCGGAGAAACAGGAGUAUAUUGAUGAUAAACUAAAUUCCAAGCUGGAUAGUCGUUCAGUGUCGGAUCGAUCAUCGAACAGUCCCGAACAGCGGGAAGCAGCUGGGACGGACGAUUAUGACUAUGAUCAGGAUGAGUAUACAGCUCAGGAGGCAACUGACGAGGAGGACGUCAUAUUGGAUAGCGAUGAUUUUCUCAGCGUUAAGCCAAGUCACAGCAUUGCCACAAAUAUGGAUAAGGACUCGGAUGUGGUCAUGACCGCAUUGGAUUCGCUGCCUUCGACUGUAGCAAGCAUAUCGUAGAACUCAAUUGCCCCGAUUCCAAUUCCGAUCCCGAUCCCGAUGCUCCCACCCUCGAUUAAGUACGAAGCACGUUUAGUUUUAUGGCAUCCCACAAUUUGAUUAGUUGACCUAUAUAUUAUUGUUAUAAGAUUUGUUGCGAUUGCUAGUUUCUUUCCACUGAUAUUUGGGUACAUUUAUGUAGUAUUUAUUGUUUAAGCCAUUUGAUUAAAGUUAAUCUAUAAUCUAUACACGUAUAGUUUUGAGUUAACUCAAUAAAAUAAAUAUACUGCGCUUUACGGCAGUUAUGAAUUUCUUUGA
This is a messenger RNA of Drosophila innubila, 4206 nucleotides long. RefSeq lists its product as uncharacterized. The record is from RefSeq and is a predicted model, not a curated record. Lineage: Eukaryota; Metazoa; Arthropoda; Insecta; Diptera; Drosophilidae. Gene Ontology annotation, biological process: regulation of DNA-templated transcription. Gene Ontology annotation, molecular function: sequence-specific DNA binding; zinc ion binding. The annotation marks the transcript as partial. Gene Ontology annotation, cellular component: nucleus. The transcript has 3 exons.